AUGGCAGCAACCAACAGUGCUUUCAGAACAGAAACCAGAGAUGAGCAUCUUUACAAUCACAUAGAGUUGUUCAAUAGGUCGUCUUCACCAAUCGACGCUCCAGCAGCAAACCGUUACCAAGAUUGCAGAGAGCAACAACCGACAGAAAAUCAGAUCGCGACAGGUCAGCGUAUGUACAGUGAUUACAAAACAGAAUCCAACAAUGAACACCUUUACAAUAACAUACAGUCAAUCAAUGAACCGUCUUCACCGGCCACCGCAAGCCAAGCAGCAAACCAAACUUCCCACUGUACUUUUCGUCACACCCAACGAAGGAUGACAGCACUCAAUGCACUCAAUAGUGCUUUCAGAGCAGAAUCCAGCUAUGAAAAUCUUUAUGAUCACAUAGAGUUAUCUAAUAUGCAGUCUUUACCCAGGUGUUUACCAAGCGGAGCCCCACCAGUAAACCAAACUUACCAAGAGGAAGCAGUAUACCAGAAUGACGAAGGGAAUAACAGACCAGUAGCAACCAAUAGUGCUUUUAGAGCAGAACCCAACGAUGAACAUCUUUAUAAUCACAUAGAAUUAUCCAAUAGACAGCCUGUACCAAGCAGCGCCCAAACGGCAAACCAAAUUUACCAAGAAGAAGCAGCAAACCAGAAUUACGAAGGGAAUAACAGACCAGUAGCAACCAAUAGUGCUUUUAAAGCAGAACCCAACGAUGAACAUCUUUAUGAUCACAUAGAAUUAUCCAAUAGACAGCCUGUACCAAGCAGAGCCCCAACGGCAAACCAAAUUUACCAAGAAGAAGCAGCAAACCAGAAUUACGAAGGGAAUAACAGACCAGUUGCAACCAAUAGUGCUUUUAGAGCAGAACCCAGCGAUGAACAUCUUUAUAAUCACAUAGAAUUAUCCAAUAGACAGCCUGUACCAAGCGGAGCCCCAGCAGAAAACCAAAUUUACCAAGAAGAAGCAGCAAACCAGACUUACGAAGGGAAUAACAGACCACAAGAACCCAUGAGAAAUAUUGCGAUACGUCACCGUAUGUCAUUUGCUAUGAUAGCUGUUCUGGUCCUAUGCCUCUCGGCAGCGGUUGGUGCAUCGAUCAGUUUAGCCAUCAAGAUGUCUUCGGAAGGUAAUUUUUUCAAUUAAUUUGAAUAUGGCUAAUUCUAAUAAGACAUGUUUUUAAACCGGUUGAUCUGGAUUGAUCCAACCAUCUUUCACCCCGGGGGGAACUCCCAUAUAAAAGUGACGGGGGAGCUAAUAGGAAAAUUAAAAUUAUACCCCUAAGGGAUACCAACGUAGAUGUGGCUAAAGCUUAAACUGACCUCUAAAGGAGAGCAUACUAAAACAGACUUCAUGGCAUUUUUUGUAAUUUUUUUUUUUAUGUACAGCCCUAAGCGAUACCUAAAUAGGCAAAAUGUAGUGACUUUCCUUCCCAAACAUCCCAAGUGAGUCCAAAAUUUUUGCAAUUUACACGGCGUAAGCGAGACUACGAGCAUCCCCAGUCACUUUUAUAUGGGAGUCCCCCGGCUCUUUCACUUUAUUUCAUUGUACACAGCGGAUGGUAUUGGCCAUCUCUCGUUCCCUUUAACCAGGGCAUUCAGCACGUUUUAGGGUUUACAUCAUAUUAUUUUUAGGCCACAAGUACUUGGGUGACCGGAAAUCGUAUGAUCUUUAGCUCUUUCGUGAAUGAAUCUAAUGAGAUCGGCAAUAUUUGAUUCACUUUCAUUUAUAUGUUUGUGGCUGCGAUUAGCCUGUUCCAGGCUCUCAGAUAAUAGAAACGUUGCGAAAAUAAGACGCGCUCGAUCUGGGGAAGGGGUCGGUGCGCGCGUUUUUCGCAUAAUUGUUUACUGCACGACUACAGGUUACCAUCUUGGAGCCAGGGAACAGGCUAGGCUACGAUACGCUAAUAAGUUCCAAAACGGCGAAACAAAGCUGUCUGUAUCUUCCCUUUAGCUAUGAGCUCUUAACAAGACGAGUCUAAUGUUAAAUGUGGUACAGGGACGGGGAGGAGGGGUUCCCAUACAAAAGUGACGGGGAUCCUCGUCGGAAAUUUAAAUUAAACCCCUAAAGGCCUGGGGGGUACUCAAUACAGUAGUUUUAUACAAGGAGGGUCCGCUCCGCGGUCCAACCCCUUAUACUUUUAUAUACCAUUCAGGGCCACAGAAUAGAUUAUGAUGGGUUAGGGGUUCUGAGAGGCCAGCGGCACAUACCCAGCAAAAAUUGACCCAAGUAACCCCCAGGGCUGGUUUUUCAUAUCUGGCGUGUCCCACGUUUUAGCCUAGAAUAACAUAUAGAUUUAGCCAGGGCUAAAAGCGAAACUCUCUUUAAUACUUAUAGUUUCCUCAAAAAAAAUAAAUAAAUAAAAUCGAGUAAUACUAAAGAAACGGUGAAGACAACGAGAACGGUAAAAAACGACAAUAGAUCUAAUUAGCAAAAAGACAAAUUUACACGUUUAUUCUAAUUAGCAAAAAAACUACUUUGCACGUGCAGCACACUUUUUUUAGCAUUUCCUUGCCGUUGUUUUGCACGACUUAAACGUGGAACUUCUUUUAACUUCCUAGUUACACGUUUUAUGGAGGAAAUGUUUGUGUUCCCUAUCACUGUUUUUUCACUGCAGCUCAUUUCACCUUGGAAGUCGCUAGCUUUUUUCAUUUUCUCACCGCCGCUAUAUAAUUUUUAUGUUUUUCCUUCCAACGAAAUUGGCCUCCGUUGUUUUUUUUUUUAUUUCUCACUCUAGCUCUUUCCCUGUUAUCCACGUUAAUUUAGACAUUCAAAUUUAGUCUAAAGAAAGACUCGGCUUUUUUUGUUGUUGUUGAUUUUCUCUCUCUCUAAAAGUCUGGGUGGCCAUGUGAUUUACCGCCGAAACAAGCGGGAUGCUUGAAAUGAAAAAUUUCACCUCAGCUAACAUGAAAGGGCGGACGUACGUACGUACGGACGGGCGGGCGGACGAUUACGUCACAACCAAAAUUUCUUGGAUGCAUAGAUGACCGGUAAUAGUAGAUUAUAAUUAUUUUACUCUAUAUAAAGCUUCGAGUUUAACCCUUAAAAUAAUUUGACCAAAAAGGGUUCGCGUUUUCGUCUCUCUUCGGUGCCGCAUAUUUAUACUACGAAGUCACGGUUCGAGGUUGUCCGCUAUAGUGAGAAGUGAUUCAAUUUGCUUUUAUUGAAAUGGUGGAUGAAAAUUGAUCGCUCUUUUUGAUAUACAAAUCAUGUCCAGUGACAUACAAAUCAUGUCAAAGAGAAAGUAAAAUCAACCAUUACAGCUGAUUCUUAAGUCGCGAGACAAGCCGAUUGAUAAAACGGAUUACAAAGAGAGAAACGAAUUGCUCUUACUGGAAAGAAAACAAAAACUUAAUAACAGCCUGGAAACCACUAAGCUGAAACUUAUGUCAUGUUAGGCCCCUUUCAAACGUGGAAUUUCUUUCAGUAUGAGUGCCGAACACCUAUUUUUGUCGAUGAAAGUAAUAAAGGCACAAUUAAAUACGGCAGUUGAUUCAGACGUCGGAUGUGAUGGUGCCGAAUUUAACUCCGUUUGUUGUAAAUAUUCCCAGUCUCUACAAAUUUUUUUUUUUAUCCAAUAUGGAUAAGGUUUUCUACAACUAAUGCAUUAUAUUCGGCACAUGUGAAAUGCGACUUCUAAAUCAAAUGUUAAGCUUAAGUCGAAUUUUCGACUGUUUCAGUCGCAGAUUCGACAAAGUCGUAUUUAAUUUAAAACUGCCGAAUUUAGCUGAUUCAGUCGUUCCAUCUCAAAGCAGUUACCUCUCGAAUUCAAUUAGGCACAUGUGAAAAUCGAGGAUUGAGCUGGGUAAUGACAACAGUGUCCAGUAGUGUUGCUGAUAAUACCGGUAGAUACGCUAUUAUACAUACCGCAUUUUUUAUAUUCCUGUAAACUUUGCUUUCAAUUUACCACAUUAUGUUACAAUUUAUAUGCAUCACUCGGGUAAAAAAGAGAGUAGAAAAAAAUAUUUUUAAAAACAAAAAAAAAUAAGGUUACGAAGAAUUCGCUUCAAGGGGUUUGGAACCUGGGCCCUAAGAAAUAGUAGUUAGAACUAAGAGUUAACAUCACUAUCCACUGGUCCACCUCGGUGAACGCGGACAAUUCUAGUUUAAAAGAGAUAUAUAUUCCUUCUCUAUGGUGAUUGACAGUUUUCAAGGAUGACUUUUUCGUUUUUUUUUUUUUAAUUUCCGUGUAGAAUUAAAUCUUUAACUGGUCGAAGCUAGACGUAAAGAUCACAAUAAACCUAUUAAUAUUCUUUCAGGCUUGGUCCAUGCCGGGAAAUAACGUUGCAGAAAUUUAUAUGAACUAUCGAUCGCACGGCUACCGACUGAACCGUAUGACCGUACGAUUCUCUCCCUGCUCGUAAGGUGUCUUUUCAUCAGUCGGGGAAAACAUAAACACAACAUUGUUCAUCAUUAUUUUUAUUGUUUUAGGUUAGGGUAGCAAACCAUGUGGCUUUUAGGGUUAGAACAGCUGCUUCAAAAAUGAAGAAAAACAAUGUAGCCGCCAAAUACAUCCUUUUAGUUUUUUAAGUUCUCCUUUAUUAACAAACAUUGAACAUUUAUUUCAGCAAAAAAAAGUUAAGGUGAAAAAGGAUUUUACAAAAGUCUCAAGAGUAGGUCUCCUUUUCGAUUUUAACUUGAAAUAUUGGUCAAUUUACGCAACUUUUAAACUUCUGGCUCAGUUGUCGUUUGGUUCUGCUUUGAAAACGGAAUGAUAAUUACUCAGAAAUACAGUGUAAAGCAAAAAACUUGCCAAUUUAUGACAAAAAAAGGUACUUCAAAAACGAACUAAAACAAUGGCAAAUGUUAUUUUGUUGUGGUAUGACAGUCCUCUAGGUAUAAAAUUGUCAAAGUUAUAAAGCUUUUUAAAAAAUUACCUCAAAGGAUUCUGGGAGAUUUUUUUAUGACAAUUAUAAUUUACUUUUAUAAUAAUUGUUAUUGAAAUCCUUGUGACAUAGCCCCUUUAAGUUAUUAGUAUAGAGGGUAGAAGUCACGUCACGUUGCUAUGGUAGCCAAUUGUUUGGUUAACAACAAACCAAUAAAGUCACUUAAAGUCUAUUCGCACUAUUUCAAAUUUCACCGAUCUUAUUCGAUUUCAUUUAAUUUCCCAAAUUUUGGCGAAAUUUUCUUCGGAACCGUAUCUAUCGUUAUCUAAGUUUGCAAAAAGAAAGGGAAAAUUUUUCUGCUGCGUUCACCUACGCCAUAGAGCGGGCUUGCGAAAUUGGGAAGUUUCAUGUCGUAGUGGUGCAACGACGGCAAAGAAUUGUACAAAUAGCGUGAUGCACAUGCAAAGCUGAUUUUUUGUUAAUGUAAACGCAUUAUGUUUUGCCGUUCUCCUUGCCGUCGUUGGUUUUGCUGUCAUCCAGAAAUAGUGCUACCAUAGUAAAGUGACGUCACACUUCUCCUCUCUAUUAUAACUACGCAUAAUGCUAGCCAACCAUGCGUUCUAAAAUUUUUUUAGGUUGUCCCAGUGAUUGGACGCACGUUAAAAGCUACUGUUACUUUGUGAGUAAAGAACCCAAACAGUGGGGCGACGCCCAAACGUUCUGCGAAGAUCGGGGGGGAGAGCUAGUGGAAAUAACCAGCUUCGAAGAAAACGAAUGCGUAUUCAAACUUGUUAACAAGCGCGAGCCAUCUCUUGAACGGGUUUGGAUCGGGCUCAAGUAUUAUCAAGAGGUGAACAAGUUCCUAUGGUCUGAUAAGACAGCUCCAUACUUCAAGUACUGGCCGAAUUUCACUGAACCGCAAGGAAACGACAGUAAACCGUGCGUCUAUAUGUUCACUUUGAACAGUCCCGAACCAAGCAAGGCUGCGGGUUCCUGGAAUGAUGUCACCUGUGGGUCUUCCUAUGGAUUUGUGUGCAAGAAGUUGCAAUAUUUGAGUAAUAUUUAA
This is a messenger RNA of Porites evermanni, 5877 nucleotides long. Lineage: Eukaryota; Metazoa; Cnidaria; Anthozoa; Scleractinia; Poritidae. The record is from the annotation of a GenBank genome assembly.